AUGAGCACCAAGACGCGAAGCCCAAGUGUAUCGUCACCUAGUGGUAGUAGUGAUGAUGAUGGAUCCCCCAAUCGUCAUCUCACGGCCGAUGGUCAACCGAAGAAAUGUCGUUUUAAUGAUUGCGAUAAUUUCGCAGUUGACGGCACGAGCAAGUGUGCUUUCCACAAGAAUCGACGUCAAUGUUGUGUUGAGAAUUGUACAAACCAAGUCUAUGCCCGUAAACUCUGUGUCCGUCAUGGUGGUAAGAAACAAUGUCAAGCAGAGAAUUGUGAAGCCCAUGCAAGAGGUGGUGGCUUUUGUUUACAACAUGGUGGAUUUGUGGUCAAACGCUUUUGUAUUGUCGAAGGAUGCUCUAAACAGGCCCAUGCACGGCAGAAGUGUGUGCGUCAUGGUGGUGGACGUCGAUGUAAAGUAGACGGCUGUAUGCAACACGCACGAGCGGGUGGGUUGUGUAAUCGUCAUUCCCACGGCCACGAAUGUCGCGUCGACGGUUGUAACAAGACGGCGCAGCACUCGGGUUCCAUCUGUUUCAGACAUGCCAUGGAGCUCCGUGCACAUGGAGAAGAUGUACCAGAGCUUAAUAUUUCUAAGGGUGGACGACUGAGCAGCAAGAAGCGACAGCAACAGCAACGUGAGCAGUUAAUGAAGCAGGAGCAGUUCCAUCACCAGCAGAUCCAGCAUCAGCAGAUCCAUCAGCCUCCUCAUCAUAUGCAGCAACACGGCGCGCCUCCUCAUCCGCUCUCCAUUCAGGUGCCGCAGAGUCAGCACAUGCAGCAACAACAGUCGUCCAGUGCGUCGAAUCCGUUCGGUUUGCCCUUGAAGAUCAAUGUGCCAACAACGAUGCCUAAGUUCAGUCUACGUACACCGCUGGGUAACAGUUUUCCAACACCUCGAAGCCACGAGUUCUCGCUGCUCAUGGGCUUACCUUCUCCGCAGAUUGACAAUUCACAGCUGCCCAGUGUCUUGGCCAUGACAAACGCUGGUACCAACGGCAUGUCUAGUGGCCAGCGUACACCUGGUCUUGAUAGCUUCUUGUCUAGCGGACCGCCCAGUGUGUCGCGGGGCAACACCAGCAACUACCUUUCGCUGGGUCUUUUUCCGACGCCGAGACUUACGGAUCGAACACUUGGUGGCAACGAUGAUACCAUGAUGAGUGACUACAUCAAACUUAUGGGACCUGAUACGCCCAUGGCUUUCCACUCAAACGGCCACUAUGGCGCGUCUCCUCUGCUUGAGAACAUUGGUGCAAACGUGUUUGAUCACAACCAGAAUCACCAAAGUAACCAUGCCAACAAUGCGCCUCGGAGCCACAUGACAGGGAUGGCUGCAAUCCAUGGCAGCAGUCAGCAGCGCAUGAAGAUGGAUUUCCUGUCUCCGCGCGGGUUAGCGGCGCACAAUUUUCAGAGCACUGGAUUUCCCACAUCCACUUCACAUAGCGAAGGCAUGAGUACGGGCAUUACAUCCUCGAGCUCGACGGACUAUGCGGCGCAAUUUUUCGCGGAUACCAAGAACGACAAGACGCGUGGUCGUAUAAAAUCAUCGUCCGUUGCGGCCACUACGACGCCUACUCCCAAGCCUACAGGCGUUACAGCUGCAUAG
Molecule: messenger RNA, 1599 nt
Organism: Peronospora belbahrii
Lineage: Eukaryota; Oomycota; Peronosporomycetes; Peronosporales; Peronosporaceae
Source: the annotation of a GenBank genome assembly